This is a messenger RNA of Labeo rohita (rohu), 1805 nucleotides long. RefSeq names its product lysozyme g. Gene Ontology annotation, biological process: peptidoglycan catabolic process; defense response to Gram-positive bacterium. The coding region runs from base 1051 to 1608 and encodes 185 amino acids. Gene Ontology annotation, molecular function: lysozyme activity. The record is from RefSeq and is a predicted model, not a curated record. Gene Ontology annotation, cellular component: extracellular region. NCBI's taxonomy places the organism in Eukaryota, Metazoa, Chordata, Actinopteri, Cypriniformes, Cyprinidae. The transcript has 6 exons.
ACUGAAGAAAAGGAGUUGUUUUUUGUUUUUGUUUUUUUAUUCCAAUGAUCGUUCAUUGUUGUUUAUUUUGUUCUGUAUUUGUUUGGAUGAAAUAAAACUUACUUAGUAAAAUCAUGUGUCUUUCACGUAAUACAAUAUAUCUAAUAAAUAGCGUUUCCAUGCUCAUACUACGAUUGUUUAUGUAUAAUGUAUAAUUUUAUGCCUAAUUGCUUAUGACUCACAAACCAUACAGACUAGAAAUGAGUUAUUAAAUUCAGUCUAAUCAUAUAUUGUUUAUUAUUUUAUAUUUUUAUACUGUAAAUUUUGUUUUGGUUUAUUUAUUGUUUUAGGCUCUUUCAUUGAAAGUCCUUUUCAGAGAAUUUGAUGAAAUUCUAAUUAAACAAUCCUAAACCAUGUGAUAAGAAAUGUUGAAAAUUGGCGUCCUUUUACAUUGGUACAAGUGCUGAGAUUUCCCACAAACGUUCUCACAAAAUUUCUUUUCACUUCCUUUUCUUGCCUGUACCUGCAAAGUUAAAGCUUUCACUUUAGCCUGGCAGAUUCAUCAGAAGUUAUGGUUGACAUUUUUGAGGUGUAUGAAGCACCUGAAAAACCUGAUAAACCUGCUCACCAUUAUUUAACGGCAGAAAAAAAAAAAGUUAAGUAGAUACUGAAAAGCAGUUUGCCAGCUGGAUAGAUUUUGAUCUGUUUUCUGAUUUCAUAUUUCAAUAGUUGUAUAAUGUCUGUUCCAGAGGGGGAAUACAUACAACGCAGGUGUGAAGAGUUCAUUUAUUUCCCUAACAUCAUGUGACUUUCAUCUAACUAGUAAAUCAAAGUCUAUUGCACGUUUAUAAAUAGCACCUGUAUGGGUGGAAUGUAUCUGCCCACUAGCCGCCCCGCCCACUGUCAAAGUGCAGCUGCUUCAGGUGACCAGGCAGUCUACAUGAAUGAGUGCCGAUACGUACGAUUAGAACAUCUGGAAAAAAAGAGAAACCACUCCUUCUGCAGUCAUAAACACAUCCUGAUUUAGUGACAAGGCUCAUCAAGCUCAGUGAUUUGUUCUAGGUCAACAUCAUGGCAAGCAUUUAUGGAAACAUCAUGAACACAGACACCACCGGUGCAUCACAGGCAACAGCAAAUCAAGACAGAUUAACCGUAAAUGGUGUUGAAGCCUCCAAAAGAAUGGCUGAGACUGAUCUGGCCCGGAUGGAGAACUACAAGAGUAUAAUCACCGAAGUUGGCAGAGCAAAGCAGAUGGACCCCGCUGUGAUUGCUGCAAUCAUAUCUAGAGAGUCCAGAGCUGGAGCUGCUCUGGAGGGUGGAUGGGGUGAUCAUGGCAAUGCCUUUGGCCUUAUGCAGAUUGACACACGCUACCAUGAUGAAAAAGGUGCAUUUGACAGUGAGCAGCAUAUCACACAAGCUACUGAGAUACUCAUUAGCUUUAUUAAAGAAAUUAAAGAAAUAUUUCCCACAUGGUCCCAAGAGCAAUGUUUUAAAGGUGGAAUAUCAGCCUACAAUGCAGGUGUGAGUAGUGUCAGUUCGAAUGAGAAUAUCGAUGCCAGAACCACAGGACAAGACUACUCCAAUGAUGUUGUUGCCAGAGCACAGUAUUACAAAAGCAAGGGUUACUGAAGAACAUACAGGAACCUGUAAAACCCUUACAUUAGUGAAAUGAGUACAACUCAAGAGUCUUCCUUUUUAAUGUUAGGCCUAUUGUACUAACAGUGUUAGUUAAAUAUAGAUAUUAUAUUGCUAACUAUUUGUAAACCAUUUAAGAGUUUGAGUUUUCAAAAUAUGAUAAUUUUAAUGAUACUACAGAGCUGCUGUGA